Physeter macrocephalus (sperm whale) is the source of this 2339-nucleotide messenger RNA. It is a transcript of the gene EIF4E3, whose product is annotated as eukaryotic translation initiation factor 4E family member 3. Bases 22 to 684 code for a protein of 220 amino acids. The transcript is spliced from 7 exons. Gene Ontology annotation, cellular component: eukaryotic translation initiation factor 4F complex. Gene Ontology annotation, biological process: translational initiation. Gene Ontology annotation, molecular function: translation initiation factor activity; RNA 7-methylguanosine cap binding. NCBI's taxonomy places the organism in Eukaryota, Metazoa, Chordata, Mammalia, Artiodactyla, Physeteridae. The record is from RefSeq and is a predicted model, not a curated record.
CUCGCAGGCGGGGCGGAGAAAAUGGCGUUGCCCCCGGCCGCCGCGCCCCCCGCCGGGGCCCGGGCACCAACGGGGCCCCGCGCCGCCGCCGCCGCGCCGCCGCUGGGCCUGCAGCAGCUCUCGGAGCUGCGGCCCGAGCCGGGUGGGGUCCCGCUGCACUCGCCCUGGACCUUCUGGCUCGACAGAUCCCUCCCUGGUGCCACAGCAGCUGAGUGCGCAUCAAAUCUGAAGAAAAUCUACACAGUACAAACGGUACAGAUAUUCUGGAGUGUGUACAAUAAUAUUCCUCCUGUGACUAGCCUGCCUUUGAGAUGUAGUUAUCAUUUAAUGCGAGGAGAGAGGCGGCCACUUUGGGAAGAGGAGAGUAAUGCAAAGGGUGGCGUAUGGAAGAUGAAAGUUCCCAAGGACAGCACGUCCACAGUUUGGAAAGAGUUGUUGUUAGCGACUAUCGGGGAACAGUUCACAGACUGUGCCGUCGCAGAUGACGAAGUAAUAGGAGUUAGUGUCAGUGUCCGGGACCGGGAAGACGUCGUCCAAGUCUGGAAUGUAAAUGCCGCUGUAGUGGGGGAAGCCACCGUUUUAGAAAAGAUCUAUGAGCUCCUGCCCCACAUAUCUUUUAAAGCCGUAUUUUAUAAACCCCAUGAAGAGCAUCAUGCUUUUGAAGGUGGACGUGGAAAACACUAAUUGCACUCUGUAAAGAAUUCUUUGUCCUUUGCUGAUUGGUUUUGGAAACGGUCUUAACAGGAGGGAGAGUGAAGAGAAGACUUGCCGAAGCCCGAUGCUGGUCCAUUUAGAGUGGGUUUCUGCCCUUGCAGAUUGAGCAAUUAGGAUUCAAAGUGGCAGGUGGGGUGGAGGGAGAUUGUGUGGGUUUUUACCGUCACAUAACUUGCUUUUUUUUUUUUUUUUUUUUUUUUGCUUUCUGAAUCCUCUGUUCUUUUCACUCCAAUUUUUUUUUUUUUGCCCUUUUAAACUCCUCAUUCAGUAUAAUUAUUGUUUUCUGUACUCCCCUUUCAUUGAGGCACAAGAAAUUGGUUUCCCUUUAAGUAGCUCUGCUGUACCUAGUUAAUGAGAAUAUGCAUAAUCGUGACAAUACUGCUUUUGAAAACCACACUGUCCUCCGGAGGAAUACUAGCUGGUGAAACCUGUCUUUUGAUUAUUUGUUGUGACACAUUCCUACAUCCUGUGCACUGGGCAUUGUUUUUUCUGUCCCAGGGAAAAGAAAAACCUUAUCUUAAUCUGAUUUUUCACUGAGAGCACACACAUCUUUUAUUUUUCCUUUUUAAGAAUUUUUUUUUCCCGAGAUGAAAGGAAAAUAAUAGUUGGGUUGCCAAACGUGAAAACUAUAAUCACAGUUGAGUAUCAGGAUGUAAAUCAAACUGUAGAUCUUUGGACCCUCUGUGGAAAUAUUUUCCAACCAGAAUUUCAAUUUGACCUUUUCAAAGGGAGGUGCUUAGAGUGGUAGCAAGGGGUUUGUCUCAGUAGGAAACCUUAUAAUUUCUGAUCUAAAGAGAAGGUGAUAUUUUAAUUGUUUGAAUUAAGCUGCUUCUAAAUUUUGGGUGUGUGUACCCACUUAGGGCUUUCCAAAUCAAUUCAGACACAUUUUGUUAAAUGACCCCCUUUUACUGUUCAUAUUGUGUGUCGUUUCCAAUAAUCAGUCAUUCUCCGGCCUGGGCAGCUUUCCCCUGCCUUUUUCAUUUAGGAGCAGAAGUUAAAUCUCAUUUCCAGGAUGAAUGUGAACAUUCACAAAGUUGAACUCUGAAUGUAUCCUGUUCACAUUAAUUUUUAGAAUUGUUGAGAUACAUCGUAUUAUGUUACCAAAUAAAUACCGGUUUUAGUAGAAGGAAAUGACCACCCUCUGGAACACUCAGAACGUUCUGAUUUCCCUCCCUCGACUCUGCCAAGCCUCCUACUGCAUCUACCUGAAAAAGGCAGGGCCAUUUGGAGACGCUUCCUCCUGCUGGCUUUUUUUCUGGACUCAGGGGAGCUAAGGCACGCUUAUACAUUUCACAGAAGGGCGGUGCAUCCGAACUUCAUUGCACCCAGGAUUUUUAAUUCCUCUUGCAGUAUUGACCAGCAGAGAGAGGUGGGGCUGCUUCCAGCCCGCAACCUGUGUUUGUAGAUAAAAUCCUCCAUUCAAACAGUGUAAAGGAUUUGAAACAGUAUCUUUUUACAAAAGUCCUGCCCUUCACUUGCAUCACUAACCACAUCAACCAUAAUAACAAUGAUCAUGGCUUUUCUUUCUUUUUUUAAUGCUUUGUUUCUAAACUUGAGUUUCUCCAGUGAUUUCAAAAUGAGGUUUAAGGGUAUCAGGCCCAUUUUUCAAAAGCCUGGAACUUUUA